Molecule: messenger RNA, 675 nt
Organism: Pecten maximus
Lineage: Eukaryota; Metazoa; Mollusca; Bivalvia; Pectinida; Pectinidae
Product: deleted in malignant brain tumors 1 protein-like
Exons: 4
Coding region: 1-675 (224 amino acids)
Source: RefSeq, a predicted model, not a curated record
AUGGCCAUUCGGUUUAUCAGUAACUCGGACACAGUUGAUGAUGGAUUCCAAGCUUCCUACACUUCAGGUAUUCACAAAUCAGGCAAUAUGAUAGAUCUUGAAAAGGUUGAAUGGGUUGGAUUGUUGGAAGAUUAUGUGCAGAAGCUAUACGGACCAACAGGCAAUUUCCUUAGCCCUAACUUCCCAGAAAAUUACUACAGCAACGCAGAAAUAACAUGGUUGAUCACGAUGUCACCAGAUGAAGCUGUCUUAUUGUCCUUGCAUGACUGUGAUUUAGAGCAAAAUUUUGAUUUUGUUCGUGUGUAUGAUGGUCCUGAUGCCAGCUCAAGUCUAAUAGCCAGUUUGACAGGAGAUAUCAUCCCAUACCCCUUCCGGUCCACUGAUCGCUUCAUGACAGUUGUAUUCAGAAGUGACUACAGCUUCACUCAGACUGGAUUUAACGCUACCUACUCACCGACUGAGCCAGGAAACUACAGCGGGGAGCAAGGAACCAUAUUUAGUCCCAACUAUCCACAGUUCUAUUUCGACUUCGCCGAUGUUAUAUGGAUCAUUGAAGUAGAUCAAUCUUAUUAUGUUAAUAUCAGAUUCGAAGAGUUUGAUGUUGAAGAUGAUUGGGACUUUCUAGAUGUAUAUGAUGGAUCUAAUAUUGCAACUGCACCACUAAUUGCACAGUAA